UGUCAUUUAAAUGACUGAAGGUGAACAGGUCUAUGCUAUUUUACGUGUGUAGUUUCUAAUGAAUUUAACCAAAUACGUUAUCACCGCGGUGCUUUUUACUUUCUGAACUAUAAAUCAGGUCGAGUUAGCGGAUUCGCUUUUUCGCCCGGACCAUUUAUUGAAUGCAAAAGUUUCCGGGUACGGCGUAAACAUCAGUUUGACAUUGGCUGCUUUUGUAAGAGUUAAAAUGGUUUCUCUGUCUUUAAAUUCGUUGAGACAAAUCAUGAGAGCAAUGGUGGAUGCUCCAGGCUUUGACAAAGUCUUGAGUAAGGUAGACCUGCUGUCUGCCAGCCCAGGUAAGGUGGUGUGUGAGAUGCGGGUAGAAGAGGAGCACACAAACCGGGGAGGGACGCUACACGGCGGGUUGACAGCCACCCUGGUCGAUGUCAUCUCCACCAUGGCUAUCAUGUACAGUGAGAGGGGAGCACCGGGAGUCAGUGUGGAUAUGAACAUAACAUACAUGAACGCUGCCAAGACGGGAGAGGACGUUCUCAUCACUGCUCAGGUUCUGAAGCAAGGACGGACGCUGGCGUUUGCCACCGUAGACCUCACCAGCAAGGCCACAGGGAAGCUCAUAGCCCAAGGAAGACACACCAAACACCUUGGCAGCAGCUGAACUCCCCAUCUGUGCCUGUCUGUGAAUAACAUAUCAUGUAGCAAUACUAUCGAAACACAGGACACUAAGUGAUGAUGUAAACUAACCGCUGUCUGUAAAUAGUUUGCAAAACCAGAUUGUGUACAAACAAUGCAGUGGUAACAGUGCUACGAAUCCUUCCACAGCUGGUUACUUAAUGACCGCUGGUGUUACCACUGUUACAUAUUUGUUGUCAACAGUUAGAGAGACUACUAGCUGUACGGUCAAGAGUCAGUCCUGACCUCAACUACUGUAUGAUCGGUAUUGUUUCAUGCUCAUGCAAUAAAAAAAAUAGACAAGAGUUAUGCUUUCAGAAUUUGCACUGUAUUGGGAUAUGCUCAGCAGUAUUGAUUUGAGAAUCAACAGAAAAAAACCCAGAAGUUACACGCCUUAUACCCUUUCAACUCGACACACUGAAUCAACGAGGAGCAAAAAUUAUAUGUACUUAUGUACUUCAUAUUCUUUGACAGAAAAAAAAAGCCUGCAAAAAACAAUUUUUAAUUUGAUGAGCAUGGCAGCAAAUCAUCUUAAUUUUUAGUAAGUCAAAUUAAACAAAGAUCAGUUAGCUUUCAGCAACUUUUGUUAGGUGUGUUAAACAUUAAGUAUGUCACCAUUUCAGUUUCUCACCACCAACCCACAUCCCAAAUAAAAACAAAAACAUAAAACAUCAGAUUUCAGUAGCUGAAAUGAAUGGUGCAUCAACAGCUUGAACGGUGACGAUGACCUUCAACAUCUAACCAACAUGUCUCAACUUUGUGUACAAUGCCUUUUAAGUCACUCAAGAUUUUUAGCAAAGGCCUGCCUAGCAUGUUUCAGAGGAAAGCAAAUGACACCAAAACAUUUUUUUUUAAAAGUCCAGCAAAAAAACUAAGGCGGUUUAUAAGAAGCAAUACCUACACCAUAUGAUUUGACAAAUAUUGUUCAUCUUGUUUUCUUUGCUUACACAGGUGUUUUUUUUUUUAACGCCUUAUUCACACCUGUCCUUGGUCAAAAGAUUGUGUAAAGUUGUUCUAGAAACCCCAUUGACAUUACAAACAAGCUUUAACAAUCCUUUCUUAUGACAACAAGGAUAUAAAAAACACGUCCAUCUGAGAACCACCGUGAAGACCUGUGUAUUGUUUGUUCCUGUUUUGAUGCAACAUAAAGAGUUCCUUCAAUGACCGGUGCUGUUGACAGUGCGGCUCCAAGAGAACAAGCAACCACUCAAAAUCAAUGUUCGUGCAGGUUCAAAUAAAUAAAACUGGAUGAGUGAGUAAGAGGGAAUGAAGAGGGAGUAAAUUAAAACAAACAAACAAAAAAAAAAAACGAGGGGGGAACCAAUCCAAAAAUGGCAGAGAGAAGAGGAGGAACAUUGGGAGCGUGAGGGGGGGAAAACAAAACAAGGAUGGGAACUGAAUCAGCUUCAGGUCAGGAAGGGGAGAACGAGUUGGUAACAAAAAAAAAAAAAAAA
This is a messenger RNA of Larimichthys crocea (large yellow croaker), 2123 nucleotides long. It is a transcript of the gene acot13, whose product is annotated as acyl-CoA thioesterase 13. The transcript has 3 exons. Bases 227 to 655 code for a protein of 142 amino acids. The record is from RefSeq and is a predicted model, not a curated record. NCBI's taxonomy places the organism in Eukaryota, Metazoa, Chordata, Actinopteri, Sciaenidae. Gene Ontology annotation, molecular function: fatty acyl-CoA hydrolase activity.